Alosa sapidissima (American shad) is the source of this 3668-nucleotide messenger RNA. RefSeq names its product LIM and senescent cell antigen-like domains 1 (gene lims1). Gene Ontology annotation, biological process: positive regulation of integrin-mediated signaling pathway; cell-cell adhesion; cell-cell junction organization. NCBI's taxonomy places the organism in Eukaryota, Metazoa, Chordata, Actinopteri, Clupeiformes, Clupeidae. Bases 493 to 1503 code for a protein of 336 amino acids. The record is from RefSeq and is a predicted model, not a curated record. The transcript has 10 exons. Gene Ontology annotation, cellular component: cell-cell junction; cytoplasm; focal adhesion.
AGGCACUUAUGAUAAAAUAUUUUGUCGUCUUCCUUCGCAAUCGUUCUCGUAUAAACGGGCCCUAAGCCGAAAUGAGGAACGUGGAACGUGUCAAAAAACUGACAAUGUGUAGGCAAAGAUCCUUUAUCAACCGUCUCUGGUGGGCUAGGUCAAGGUUAGGGAUACCUUAGGCAAUAUUUUUUUUUAUAAAACUUCACUGCAUUCUGUAUUUUCACACUCCGAUGAUGAUAACACAAAUAAAUAAAUCAUAAAGUAUUCGAAAAUAAUCCAAAAUCACAUAAGAUCUGGGCAUGAUUAGAGAGACAUUGCGCCUGAUUUGGAAGAACGACAACUUGUUGACACUCCCUUAAACAGGGUGGUUCCAUCCACAACCUCGAAGACGAGGGAGAAAAGUCACAUAGGAAACCCUGUUUAUCUUUUCGCUUAAACUUUAAACACCCGGACUGAGAGUUGACUCGCCAAAACCUUUUCUGAAGUUGUUGUUAGAAGGGGAUGCUGGGGGUUGCAGAAAUGACGGGCAGUAACAUGGCCAGUGCCUUGGCGAAUGCGGCGUGCGAGCGCUGCAAGGCUGGGUUUGCUCCGGCUGAGAAGAUAGUGAACAGCAACGGGGAGCUCUACCAUGAGCAGUGCUUUGUCUGCGCCCAGUGUUUCCAGCAGUUUCCUGAAGGCCUCUUCUAUGAGUUUGAGGGCAGGAAGUACUGUGAGCAUGAUUUCCAGAUGCUGUUUGCUCCUUGUUGUCACCAGUGCGGGGAGUUUAUCAUUGGCCGGGUAAUCAAGGCCAUGAACAACAGCUGGCACCCGGACUGUUUCUGCUGUGACAUCUGCCAGGCUGUGCUGGCUGAUGUGGGAUUCGUUAAGAACGCCGGCCGUCACCUUUGCCGGCCGUGUCAUAACCGUGAGAAGGCGCGUGGCCUGGGGAAAUACAUCUGCCAGAAGUGUCAUGCCAUCAUUGAAGACAACCCCCUCAUCUUCAAGAAUGACCCCUACCACCCUGACCACUUCAACUGCAACAACUGUGGUAAGGAGCUGACUUCUGAUGCCCGUGAGCUGAAGGGUGAACUGUACUGCCUGCCCUGUCACGAUAAAAUGGGCGUGCCCAUCUGUGGGGCAUGCAGGAGGCCCAUAGAAGGGCGUGUCGUCAACGCCAUGGGGAAGCAGUGGCACGUGGAGCAUUUUGUUUGUGCUAAGUGUGAGAAGCCAUUCCUUGGUCAUCGCCAUUAUGAGAGGAAAGGACUGGCCUACUGCGAGACCCACUACAACCAGCUCUUUGGUGAUGUGUGCUACCACUGCAACCGUGUGAUUGAGGGUGAUGUGGUCUCUGCUCUGAACAAGGCCUGGUGUGUCAACUGCUUCUCAUGUUCCACCUGCAACACCAAGCUUACCCUCAAGAACAAGUUUGUGGAGUUUGACAUGAAGCCAGUGUGCAAGAAGUGCUAUGAGAAGUUUCCGCUGGAGCUGAAGAAGAGACUGAAGAAGCUGGCUGAGACCGUGGGGCGCAAGUAGACAACCUGCCCACCAGGUGGCGCCAGAGCCCCACACUGCCCUGGCCUCACCUCCACUGUGGUGCUCAACAUGUGAUGGAGAGACUAAGGGGAAAUCCAUUCAAUCAGCCUUAAGUUAUUCUGCAUCAGUUUACGUUGAGGGUCAAAGUAAUGUUGGUUGAAGGAAGGAAGACCUUCAUUUUUUGAAAUCGAAUAGAAAUCCUCUGAAGGUUUAUUCAACUCCACUGUAUUGUACAAGAGACAUUUACUAGAUAUCCACACAUACUCUAGCUGUAAAGAUACGUCCAUUUUCUUCCAUCCGUUUUUAUGUGACAUUAUUUUUAUUAUGAGCAGGCAAUUUGUGCGUGUUACAGUAUAGGAAGUUUGGUGUAAGCGAACUUUGUUAUAGUUGAAUUCAGUGACAAAGAGAAUAAGAGGGUCCUUGUAUGUGUUUGGAAAUGUCCACCUGCUACAUCUAUUGUGUCAGUUAGCUAGGUUUAGUUAAUCUAUACACUUGUGGACAUAACUGUAUCAUUUUAAACUUUAUUUUUCUUUUCUUACUGUAGAAAUUGACAUUGUCCUCUUAAAAGGUCUUAAAACGUAUCAAUUUUAACACGGAGACUGAUGCCAGAAAUGUUCCCUUAGUCUGUCCUUCACUGAUUAACCCUCAAUUAUCGCUAAAAGUCAUUAUGUGUCACUACAGUGUGCUUUGCAGUGUGUUCAAUGUCACAUUUCAAAACAGCUGAGAAGCUGAACCACUCUUCUAACACGGCAAAGCAUGUAUCUGUAUAGUUUUUAUAUACAUAUACUGUAUUUACAAUUCCUGUUAAUUAUGUCUUAAACUAUCACAUAGCUACUGUCCUUCCAUUUCAGAAGUGUGUACCAUAUGUAUGUGACAGAUGGCUUGAUAAUAUCUUAAUUCAGCAUUGAACCUAUUAUGAGUUUUUCCCUCUUUAGCGCACCAAAGCAAUGUGUGAUAUUGUCUUAUACUCAACUCAGCACUGAACUGUGUGUGCUCUGGCUUAUACUGCCAAAUGUGUUGUGUCAAUGUGUAUGUGUCAUCUUACAGAUACCAUAUACAUGCAAGUAACUGAUGUAUCUAGAUGUUGACAUCAUAGAGUUCACACUAGCCAAAACAACCAUAGCCACAGCACCUUGCAUACAUAGUGUCAAGCUAUGCAUUUAAAAUGUCUCUUUCUUUGCUCCCACACUGCACUUGUAAGCCUUUCCCCCCUCAGAUGUGGAGUCCUUGCAGUAGUUGGCAUGUGAAGGCUAUCCUAGUGCUUGUUCAAAUUGGUUAAUCUAAUGGACACACAAAGUAACACACAGCGUGGGCUCAAUCUGGAGAUCCGGUAGAGAGAAACAUGCUUUUUAUGUGCCUUACUAUUUUACGUGCCUUCUUAUUAUUUCAUUAAUCAGCUGCUGUAGUUCUCUAAUGGUAUGUUAUUAUGAUUAUGUCUUUGUGAGUCCCCCACCCUCUCACCAGCCCUUUCGUUAGUGGCGAGUUCUUUGCUCUCCACAGAGACGCUCUUCAGAAACACAUUAUGGGCCUCUCUUCAAUACACAAGUCUGCCUCUCAUCUUUUUGGACAAUUGUCCCCAUAACACUUGCUUGAGCUAGAGAGAUUGUUGUGACUGUGGACUUUUAUGAAUGAAAAACCUAAAGUAGUUAAUAACAGUUCUAACUUUGAAAAUGCUACUUGUAUUAACUGGUGUUAUCAGAUAGUAAUAUUGUUAUUACUGUGCAUUUUUCUUGUGUCUUUUAAAAAAAAUCUUAAAUCUAGAUUUAGACACUGUGGGCAUGUUCACUAAAAGUUGACUAUUCAAAAGUUUUUUAUGAGUUUAUACUUUGACUGCAUGAAGCCUUUAGCUUUUGUUUUUAUAAAUAUGCAUUUUUUUUAUGCACAAUAUUAAUUUCUUAGUAAUAAUCAUGUUUAAUGCCAGUGCUCAUAAGAGCUCUGCCCUGUAAGUGCUUACUGCGUGACUUAUGGAGUGCUACAACCCUCGGAGUUAGAAAGUCCAUUAUUCAGCUUAAGAAAGAUUAUACAAAACCGCUAAAGUGAUGUUUAAUAAAUCCCUCUUUUCAAACAUCAUUCUGCCCUGUUGGAUUUUGAUUGUAUUUAAAUGUUGUUUACUGCUACCAUACCCUCACCAUAAGCUUCAAACAUAAUAAAAGAUUUGCGACAUA